CCCUGUGGCUGGCGUUUCAGGCAUUACCUGUUUAAAGUACCUGGAACACCGACUCGUAACCUGUCAGUUGGUGUCAAACCGUGGUGCUGAGCUUCUCCUUUUCAAAUGGCAAAGCUAAAAGUAGGGAUUUUUUCUUUGUUGCUGGUGAUUUUACUCAGCAUAUUUUUUGUGGUUCUAUACCAGGAGGAAUUACCAGUAAACAGCUUGGCAUACCUCUCAGGACAUGGGAGAUUCAGAGGAAAGAACAUGUUGUUUGAAAUUGUUGAAUUUUGGCACAACAAAAGAGAGUCGUCUACAUCGCCACAGAAUACAAAAACAGACGUAACGAGUGGAAGGGACUUUGUGACGAAGCCUAAAAGUUCUCCUGAAGACACCCCUAUUCCCAUGUUGUCUCUAAAAGCUUUCCAAAGGCUCCCGCAGUGGGACUUUGAUGAUAUAUAUAACCAGGAUUCUCCACCUAAACCCAAUACAUGUCCUCAGUCUCUGCGUAAAUCCAAGGAUGAGGUCUUCCAGAAAGCUUUUCUUCCAAACAUACGCCUGUUUAUGCACAGAUACAACUUCAACAUGAAAGAGUGGAACCGGCUUUCACAUUUUAACAACCCGUUUGGUUUUAUGCAAAUGAAAUACGACGAAGUUUGGUCAGCGGUGAAGCUGAUUCCAAAGCCAAUACAACCACUUUUGCUUCCUAAACCGGGCGGUGAUGGAUGUGUGCACUGUGCUGUGGUGGGAUCUGGAGGAAUCCUCUACGGCUCAAAAAUGGGAGCAGAAAUUGACGCUCAUGAUUAUGUUUUCCGGAUGAACGCAGCAGUGAUCAAGGGUUAUGAGGAAGAUGUAGGAAACAAGACCUCAGUAUAUGUUCAUACAUCCUUCUCAAUCACACAAUCACCUAUUAUCUUCAGCCCAUAUGGAUACAGGUCUGCUCCACAUGAUGAGGGAAUAAAGUAUGUCCUGAUUCCUGAGGGUUUGAGGGACUUCCAUUGGCUCAAGGCUCUUAUUAAAGGAGAAAAAAUCUCUGAUAGUGAUUUUCAAAACGAAAAUCCCAGAGCUUACUACUCAGGACAAUACAACAUGAGUCGCUUCUAUGUCCUGCACCAGGAUUUCAUGAGAUAUGUACGGAACAGGUUUUUAAAAUCAGGUUAUCUGAAUGACGACAUCUGGUCGAUUGUGCGACCAACCAAUGGGGCAUUCACCCUCUUCUUGGCUCUGCACACUUGUGACACAGUGAGUGCCUACGGAUUCAUGACAGACAACUACGCUCAAUUCUCCAACUACUAUGCUGAAAAGCAAAGUAAAAGUGAAGUCAUUUUCUAUGCCAACCAUGAUCUCAUUCAGGAGAAGAACUUGUGGAAGAGUUUCCAUGAUAAAAAGAUAAUAAAGCUGUAUCAAAGAACAGAAGGAUGAUGGACUAAGAAGAAUAGCUAACACAGAGAGAAUAGAGUCAACAUGUUUACGUCUCUUUUUCAAAAACCAGAAUUGUCAUCUGCAAAAUGAACCUGUUAGGAAUAUCUCCUUUUAACAAAUUUUGAAAUGCACUAUUUUAAUUCAUAUAUUUUUGCUGUGAAUCAAAAUGUGAAUGGGGGGAUUUCUGGAUGUCGUAAAGUGCUUUGGAGUCCUUGUGAUUGAUGAAGCGCUUCAGAAGGAACAUUUACCAUUUAUCAAAGAUAAUCGUCAUUUAGUGAAAUAUUUACUGUUGCAAAUCAGUUAUGUACAUCCACUGCAACUUCAGUUAAGUUUUCUGUCAGAAUUUCUUCAUCAGCACAGGGAUUCUUUAAAAUAUUUUCCAUAUUUCUUUAAAUCCACAACUUUUAGGACAUUCGAAGCAACAUUAACUUGUUUAAUUAACUACAGCUAGUUUGGGAAACAAGCAUGGAGACAAGGUCAGUACGAGAAACCAGUUUUUACACAAAUGAUGUGAUUCGCUCUUUAUUUUUUUUAGGUUUUAUGAAGGUUUUCUGUGAAGAAAAUGCGUUUUAAAAAAUGCAGGUCAUUUAAAAAAUAUUCAUACAUUUAAAAAAUGUUUUUAUUAGUUCUGUGUGUACAGAAAAUCUACGGUUAAAUGCACGGAGGAUUGUUGUUGAGCAACAUUUUUAUAAUAAUUUCAAGAGUUCGUAACAUGAAGAAGAUGUUUGUUAAAAAUGUAUUCUUGGGACAGGGAAGGGAAAAAAUAAUGUGUUUUAAGCUUCCACUGAAAAUGUGUGAAUAUUAAUGUAUUUAAAUUAAAAUAUAUUAAAAAAACAUAUGAAAUGUGUUUUAAAAUGU
Nothobranchius furzeri (turquoise killifish) is the source of this 2259-nucleotide messenger RNA. RefSeq names its product alpha-N-acetylgalactosaminide alpha-2,6-sialyltransferase 1. Gene Ontology annotation, biological process: oligosaccharide biosynthetic process. Gene Ontology annotation, molecular function: alpha-N-acetylgalactosaminide alpha-2,6-sialyltransferase activity. Lineage: Eukaryota; Metazoa; Chordata; Actinopteri; Cyprinodontiformes; Nothobranchiidae. The record is from RefSeq and is a predicted model, not a curated record.